CACCUUGCAUCACAUACGGUGUUGUACCAGGCCUUUUAAUUUGACCUGGAACACGCACUUUUUCUGACCGCAGUGCAGAGCAGCACGCACUUUAUCGGCAUUCGUUUGGAGUACUAACUAAACACAAUGUCCAGUUUUGUUAUGUUUUCGCUCGCAUACUGCGUGUCAACGAUGGUAAUCCAGCCCGGCCGGCCGUCGCCAGUCCUUGUCCAGACGCAGCCCUGUCCAGCCCCGUUACAAUGGGAAGGACGGACCGUUGAAUACGACCAUAGUACAGGGAGGAAUUCACGGGCGGCGGUCUCCUAUGAUGCCCAGAAUAAACGAAUACGAGUGUUGGAGGAGAAGCGGGGACACGUACCUUGCAAGAAGUACUUUGAAUACAUCUACCUGUUUAAUAGUGGAGUGCUUUUCCAGAUUGAGCAAGUUACCAAGAAGUGUGCUAAACUUAAUUUGACUGACGUUUGGGAUCCAUACGACAUCCCAUUGAACUCCACAUUUGAAGAUCAGUAUUUCAUUGGUGGGCCUGGAGACAUGAUUGAGGUUCAAGAGUGGUCAGACAGAAAACCAGCUCGUAAAAAUGAGAACUGGGUGGGGGUGUACACCCUGAAGGACUGCUACCCUGUGCAAGAGACUUACACCAAGAACAGCAGUGUGACCACCUCUACACGCUUCUUUGACCUGGAGCUUGGUAUCGGUGACCCUGGGGUUUUCAACCCUCCAAGCACCUGCCUUUCAGCUACACCUGAACUUAUGUUCUCUGAGUGCUGAGUCUGCUUCCUAACACAAAAUAAUAUAGUUUUUUGGCACUCUGCAAGGGUGAAGAUGGAUAUGGAAUAUACAAAGUAUAACUUCAAGAGGCUAAUAUUUCAAUGUUGUGUAGACAUAUCUACUUAUAUGGUAGCUUUGCAGCAAGAAACUUACAUACAUACAUUUAAAGCAUUUGGCAGAUGCUCUUAUCCAGAGUGAUUUACAUGUUGAUUACUGUGGAAGUAUAUAUGUGAAAUGAACACAUAAGCUGUUCCUGGCACCAAAAAGGAGUAUACCAUAAUGAAUGUGACAGUAUGUAUAGUAGCUACAUCAUUUCUAAUGUACUAAAUUUUAUUUAGUAAGUAGUACAUAAUAAAUGAUGUGUAUCAAAUUCUUACCUAAAAGCACACUUUGGUCAUAGUUCAAAGCACAAAAAAUGAAUGAUUUUGUCAUCUAUGCACUUUUAGAUAUGUUUUCUACUGAUGUCCAUUAGGUUCACUGUUUUGUUAUGCACUACAGUCAUCCUGUAUGACUACUUUUUUUUGUUGCUGUUUUGCAAUGCAAAGCUAUUCAUGACACACUGAAACCAAAAGCAAAUAAAAAUAAAUGUACUAAGAA
Electrophorus electricus (electric eel) is the source of this 1365-nucleotide messenger RNA. RefSeq names its product ependymin related 1 (gene epdr1). Gene Ontology annotation, molecular function: calcium ion binding. Gene Ontology annotation, cellular component: extracellular region; lysosome. Gene Ontology annotation, biological process: cell-matrix adhesion. The record is from RefSeq and is a predicted model, not a curated record. Lineage: Eukaryota; Metazoa; Chordata; Actinopteri; Gymnotiformes; Gymnotidae.